Molecule: messenger RNA, 1125 nt
Organism: Acanthosepion pharaonis
Lineage: Eukaryota; Metazoa; Mollusca; Cephalopoda; Sepiida; Sepiidae
Source: the annotation of a GenBank genome assembly
AUGGACAUUCUCACUAUGAAUGAUCACGGCUUAAGUUUACACAAGUCGUAUACAAGGCAAAUAAAACAACUCAACUUUUACUUUCUCUUAAUUGCUUCAAAUCUUUUCUGCCGUCCCAAACAAACAUCUGUCUACUAUUUUGCUCUAACUAAAAUUCCCACUUUUCUGUGUCUCGCCCUUCUCACGCCAUUUGGCAUCGUGGGCAACGCAGGUGUAAUUUACGUUUAUGGUUUUCGUCUGAAAAAAACGAACCUUCAACAUUUUAUCACUUUGUUGGCCGUGUUUGAUAUAGUCUGCUGUCUGGUUGCAUUUCCUUUGAAAAUGGUAGAACUUUGGUUACCCGUCAUGUAUCCAUCGGGCCUGCUAUGCAAAGUUCAGAACUCUAUCAUUUGUUUUACGUGUGUAGCAUCAGCCCUCACCCUGCUGAUUAUCUCCGUCGACCGUUACAAAAAAGUGUGCCGUCCAACACAAUCCCAGAUGACUCUGAUGCACGCUAAAAUCCUUUUCUUGGUGAUAACGAUCGUGUCGUUGGCAUUUGCCGUCACGGCGGCUUUGGUCUACGACCGGCGAAAUCUGUCGCUCACCGACGGUGGAGAUUUGGUGGGACAUAUCUGCGUGAUGGACUUCAAUUCAGUAAUAACCCAGGGCUAUUUUCUGGCUCUCUUUGUGGUCUUGGUCACUGUGCUCGGGACUAUGCUGGUCUUGUACUGUCUUGUGUGGAGGGCGGCCAAGAAGCACUUUAAACAAUCGGAUCUUCGAUACCGACACAACGACAACCAGGAAGAGGGAGAUGACCACCAGUCUCCACACAAGAAGAACCUCCACCGGACGAACAGGACGGUCGUUCUCAUUUCCCUCCUCUUCGCAGUUAGUUUCGUCCCCUCUCUCAUGGUUUCAGUACUUUUCGCGCAGUUCACCCACGUGAAAUUCUCGAUGGCCACCCGCACGGUGCGAGAACUCAUCUACGGCACGUGGGCACUCAACAGUAGCAUGAACCCUUUGGUGUAUGGAUUUUGCAACGAGAACUUUCGUAUGGAAUUCCAGAGUCUACGCAUUCCCUUCGGCUGUUACGGAAGAUACACAACACCGAAAAAAGACAACAUUCAACCGAUUGCUCAAGUAUAA